AUGGAUAACCACUCCGCGUCCAAGCCAGAAGACAUGGUUUCAACGGAGAUUGGAAGAGCAUCUCCGGGUCCAGGUGUAGUUGAGGAUCUGACCAAAGCCCAGGCACGGCGGCUUGUCUUGAAGACCGACCUCGUGGUUACGCCAUUGGCGGUUUUAGCCAUGACCUUGGCUUUCUUGGACAAGAACGCCUUGGGAUACGCCGCCGUAUUCGGAAUCCGCGACGAUGCCAACUUGAAGGGUCAGGACUACAGUUGGCUUAGCAGUAUCUUCUACUUUGGGUACUUGGCCAUGGAGUUUCCCAACCUCUGGCUCAUGACAAAAGUCCCAAUUGGAAAGUACAUUGGCGUGUGUCUGACCUUGUGGGGAAUCUCUCUCUGCUUCAUGGGUCUGUGCCACAACUUUGCGGGCUUGGCCACGAUUCGUUUCCUGCUUGGUGUGUUUGAGGCUGCCGUGCUGCCAUGCAUGAUGCUUCUCAACUCCAUGUGGUACCGCAAAGAGGAGCAGCCGCUACGCACUGCCUUCUGGUACAAUACCUUUGCUGGGGUUUUUGGCGGGAUCUUGUCUUAUGCCAUUGGAAAGAUCAACGGAUCCCUGCCGACUUGGAAGUACAUCUUCAUCAUCUACGGCUCCAUCACCAUCUUCAUCGGCGUGUUGAUCUUUUUCGUCCUCCCAGACUCGCCAUCCAAGGCUUGGUUCUUCACCGAUCAGGAGAAGCGUCUGGCACUUGUCAGGCUCGCCGAAAAUCAGACUGGAGUAGAGACUCAUCAAAGGUUCAAUGCGAAGCAAGUGUUCGAAGCACUCCGCGACCCGAAAUGCUGGUGCAUUUGGCUCUGCGCCCUGGGCUAUGCGGUUGUCAACGCAGGUGUCACCAACUUCAACCCCCUCAUCAUCGCCGGCUACGGGUUCUCGCAGACCAAGACUGUUCUCAUGGCUACGCCCCAGGCCGCGGUGGCCAUGGUUGCGGGUGCCACCUUGACUGCCAUUACCUUCUGGGUGCCCAACAUGCGCUGUAUCUUCUGGAUCAUAGCGUCCCUCAUUGGAAUGGGGGGUGCCAUCAUGGUUCACCUUCUCAAUGUUGAUACUCACAGAGACGCAUCGCUGGCCGGUGUGUACCUCAUGGGCUUCUACAACGUGCCCUGGGUGUUCAUGCUGAGUUUGUCUUCCACGAACACCGCUGGCGCCACUAAGAAGAGCUUCAUGGGAGUGUCGAUUGCUGUGGUUUAUGCUGUCGGGAAUAUUGUUGGACCCCAGUUCUUCCUCCAGGAGCAAGCACCACGCUACCCGCUCGGGAUCGGGAGUAUGCUGUGUGCUUUUGCGAUGAUGGCAGCCGCUGGUAUUGCUUACUACGCCCUUUGUGUGGUGGAGAACAAGAGGCGCGAUGCUCAGUACGGGAAGCCUCAGGAUGUGGUUCAACAUGGUUUGGAGGUCAACAGAUCCGACGAGACGGACAAGCAGAACCAUACUUUUAGGUACACGUACUAG
Messenger RNA from Emericellopsis atlantica, 1482 nucleotides. RefSeq names its product major facilitator superfamily domain-containing protein. Gene Ontology annotation, biological process: tripeptide transport; transmembrane transport; allantoate transport. The coding region runs from base 1 to 1482 and encodes 493 amino acids. The record is from RefSeq and is a predicted model, not a curated record. Gene Ontology annotation, molecular function: dipeptide transmembrane transporter activity; allantoate transmembrane transporter activity. Gene Ontology annotation, cellular component: plasma membrane. The transcript has 5 exons. Lineage: Eukaryota; Fungi; Ascomycota; Sordariomycetes; Hypocreales; Bionectriaceae.